AUAUUAUGCCUUCUCCGUGAGUUUUCAUCAUCCCAGAUGAAUGGUAGCAAUGGGAAUGAUGCCAUCCUGAAGCAGCUCGGCUCUUUCUCGGAUCUCCAUGAUGCACUGAAAGAGCGGGAAGAGGAGUUGGAACUCCUCCGUGACUCGCAGCGAAAGCAUCCCAGGAAGACAAUGGACCAGGGCUCCUCUCCACUAAUGAAACUGGAGUCAAAUGUGGAUGCAUCCCUGCCACUCACCUGGCCAAAGCUCCUCUCACCUAAGAAGACGAUCAGCCAGGCCUGCUCCCCCAUGGUGAAUGCCCUAUCAGAGGCAGACGAUACUGUGACGUUUGCACGUCCCAGCCUCGCAGUACCGGCAAAAGACAAGGUAAAGAAGAGGAAGACGAAUCUGGAAACCAUCGGAGAGACGAAGGUUCCCCGGUACUCCCCGUCCGAGUUCGACUCCGACGGCGCCGUCAGCGACGACGACUGCACUGCCGACCCCGAUUGGGUCCACACCCCCCUGGGAAAGCUCAUCCGCAAGAAUCGAAUGUACUCCCACGAGAUUCCUCGGUCAAGUGACAUGUCCAUCCGCUGCAGCUGCCCAAUGCAAGAAAGUCUGAAGGUUGCCGCUGCACUUUUGGAUGCAAGAAACGCAACUGCUCGUGCAGGAAGAACGACAGGAAAUGCAGUGACUCCUGCAAAUGCAGCAAUUGUGUCAACAGAAUGCAACCUUUGUUGUCGAAAAAUCAAUCGAGGAGAACGAUCAAGACUCACAGUCGUCUGGAGAAGAUACGAGUCAGCCGUGUCCUUCGCCGAGGACGAUGCGUCUCUCGAACGACACGUGAUCGCAGCCGACUCGGUUGAGGACAACGAAUGCGGUGCACAGCCGAUACUAGUCUUCGCCAUGCCGAAGCCAACCUCAGACAGCAUCAAAGUGGCUGUUAGGGUGAGGCCACUUGUGGAGAAAGAAACUACCGAAGGCUGCAAACAGGCAGUCUUUGUGAAUCAGAACCAAGUUCUUAUCUAUAGUGCAAAAAAGGCAUUUGCAUACAACUUCGCUUUCGAUCCCACCGCCGGGCAGAGCUACAUAUAUGACUGCUGCGUGCGUCCCAUGAUCCCCAACCUUUUCAAAGGGUACAAUGUGACCAUCUUUGCAUACGGACAGACCGGUUCAGGAAAGACCUACACCAUGGGCACCGACUUCCGCAACAGCACGUCGGAUGAUGCCGGAAUCAUUCCGAGGGCCGUGGAAGAAAUCUUCUCCACCAUCGACAGCUCUGAGGAUUCUGAAAAUACUACUGUCCGUGUCUCCUUCAUUGAACUGUACAAGGAGAAGCUGCAGGACCUCCUCUCAGAACAAGGAAAUUCUCCUCUGGACAUCAGGGAAGCUGCAACGGGGGGCGCUUACAUCCCAAACCUCUCUGAGAGCACAGUUACCAGUCUUGAUGAAACUUUGGUGCUACUAAAGCAGGGAGGUCUCAGACGCGUCACAGGUGCGACGGCCAUGAACAUGCAGUCCAGUCGAAGCCAUGCCAUCUUCACUGUCGUCAUAAAGAGUAUUGUCUCUGAGAAUGGCCAGAAAGAAGAAAGGACCGGGAAAUUCCAUCUGGUUGACCUCGCUGGGUCAGAGAACGCAAAGAAGACCCAUGCCACUGGGGAGCGAUUCGAAGAAGGGAAGAAGAUCAACUUGGGUCUCCUGGCUCUUCGAAAUGUGCUGACUGGCCACUGUAGUAAAAAGGAGUACAUCAACUACAGGGACUCUAAGCUAACCCGCCUCCUUCAGGAUUCCCUGGGUGGGAACUCCAAGACACUCAUGAUAGCAUGUGUUUCACCGGCUGAUUCCAACCUUUCUGAGACUACAAGCACGUUGUCGUAUGCUGAAAUUGCUCAACUCAUCCAGAACAAACCUGUGAUCAACCGGGAUCCCCGUGCUGCAGAAAUCGCUGAGUUGCGGCAACAGCUUUCCCAGCUGCAGGCCCGCCUGCUGGCAGGUCAAGGCGGGCAAAGCUCCGAGGAACUUCAGGAGUGUCAGGCCCUCGUGAGGAAACUGAAAUCCGAGAACGCCUUCUUGAAGACGCAUCUUCAUUCCGCCCUGGACGAGGCCCGCAUCCUGUACGAGAAGAGCAUGCUGGCCGAGUCCGGGCUCGUCAGGAUGAGGCGAAAGAUCGAGGAGCUGAAGGAUCGCAUGUGCCAGGCCCAGAUUUCCUUCAACAAUUCGUUUUUGGAUGGGUCCAUCGUCAUGCCAGCAAAUGUUUCUCAAGAGACUCUUCAAAGUCAUAAAUUGAAGCUGGAAGAGAUCUAUCAGCAAGUCAUUGCUAUACAGCAUGAUGAAGAUGAGUGUGCAAAGGAGAGGUUGAACCAGGAGCGUUCCCUUCGUCUUCCGGUGUGUGAAGCUUCCUCCAAGGAAGCAGUCGAUGGUCAUGCGGAAGUCGUCGAGUCGGAGUACAACGAAGAGGAGGGGUUGAUGCAACGAGCCAAACUACAGACUGACCUCCAUAAUCUGGAUGAAGAGCUGCUGGAGAAAGAGGAUCUGGUACAAAAACUGACAGCCAAUAUGGCCAAGGUGGCUGAGCUUCAGAUGCAGUAUCAAGAGGUGGAGCAGAAACUCCUUUCCCUGGAAAGCGAGAAACAGCAGCUCGAAGCAGAGCAGAAAGAAUCUCACAAAAAGAUCCAAGUGCAAAAGAUCGCAGAGGAGCGGCGGCGAAGGAUCAUGGAGCUGGAGUUGGAACUGAAGGAAAUGAGAAAGAAGAAGCGUGACCAUGAGCAAAUUCUCAAACUCAAGCAAAAGCAAGAGGAGCAACUUGUCAAGUUGACCAAUGAAAUCCAGGUAGUACAAUUUUCAGACAACUCACUCGGUAACCUCUUGACGUCCACCGGUUUCACUGAGCCGUCUUGUGUGCUUCAGGUGAUGAAGCAGACGAGGGUGAAGCUGAUGAAACAGAUGCAGGAGGCGAGCAACCAGUUCCGCAAAUGGAAGGUGGAGAAGGAAAGAGAAAUCCACAAGCUGAAGGAGCAGGACCGGAAACGGGAAGCAGCAACGGUGCGCAUGAAGCAGCAGCAUGCCAGGGAGCAGGAUGCUCUCCGUCAACGCAUGGAGCGCACGCAGGCCCUCAACCGUCGACUCAAGGAAACCUUGAACAAACAAUGUGAGGUAGCCAAGACACGAUCCGUGCUCAUGGCUCAGAAGGCUGCCAAUCGUCCCCAAGCCAUGUCAGCGUGGAUUCAGCAGGAGUUGGACUUGGCUGCUGGAAACAAGGAAGCUCAGCUGGCCAUCAAGGAACUCAUGGACGAUCGCUCGGAGAUUGUGAAUCGUCUCCGUGCCCUUCGGGAACAGUAUGCUGGUGAAUCAGACAAAGAGAAGCAAGUGGUGCUUCAGAAGGAAAUCACUGAGCUGGAGGAGGUACUAGAAAUGCGACAGGCGCAGAUCACCAAUUUGCAGGAGAAUGUGUUCUCCAAGGAGGAAGGAAGUGCCAGCUGGGAUGGAAUCACAUCACUUCAUCAUGCUCGCGAGGCUCUCAAUUGCCUCUUCCAGGCUGCAACCGAUGCCAAAGCCGUCGGUGGGUUCCGGGAGGUCGAGCUGAAGCGCCUGCAGUCCGAGAAUGACGACAUGAAGACGAGAAUGAAAGAUCUCGAGGAGUCCUGGGAGGCCGAGAAGCAACGGUUGGAGCGGAAACUCACACAUUAUCAGCGGCAGAAGGAGGAACAGAUGCCAAAACCAAAUGGAGUUUUCAUCCUGGUCAACUGA
Messenger RNA from Darwinula stevensoni, 3726 nucleotides. The record is from the annotation of a GenBank genome assembly. Lineage: Eukaryota; Metazoa; Arthropoda; Ostracoda; Podocopida; Darwinulidae.